AAAUAAUCUACACUGCUAUUUUUACCCAUGAUAGCUUGAUUAAAGCCAGCAUGGAUUUGCCAGCCCAAGCUGCAAUCACUCCUCUGAUAGCAGGCUCUAGAUCUUCUGUAACUUUCCAGCAAGAACAUGCACCGGGAAACUCUGCAUGAAAUGCUGUUUGCUCUUCUGCUCUAUCUUGCUUGCCUUCUACCUGAGGUCACGAUGGACCAAAAGACUAAGGAAGUCUAUCAUCGCUUCAACACCACAGUACUGCUGAUGGGGACCAGUCUGAAUGCUUCUUUGGUCUUUAAUGUGGAGUGGCGUGCACAGCUAAAUGGGAGAGAAAAGGUCUCCAUCCUAACAUUCUCACCCCGCUCCAACAACAUCUAUAUUAAUGAAAGUUACAAGAAGAGAGUUGUCUUUUCUCAUACCAACUUUUCCUUGACUAUUCAUUAUGUGACUUUAAGCGACGAAGGAGUCUAUAUGCUGACCAUCCAGCUGCUUAACAAGCAGCAACAGAUCGACAGGACAAGAGUCACAGUGAUCAUACCUGUAUCGAACGUGUGCAUCACCAGUGAGACAUCUGCUCCUCAUCAGGGGAAAAACAUCACUUUGAAUUGCCUGGGGACAGCAGGAAAUGCCAUGUCCUACUCCUGGCAGAAAUGCAACCAGCCUUUACCAAUUGGAAACCGCACCAUCCUGUCUAAGGACAACGCAUCUCUGACCCUCAUUAACAUACAGCAAUCCGACAUUGGGAAUUACAGAUGUGUGGCCCAGAAUGUACUCAGCUCCGGGCAUAAAGACUUCAUCCUGCAGCUCUGUGCUGAGACUGGUGUCUCUCCCUGGCGGAGCUAUGGCAUUUACGGGUACCCUGGCUAUCUGGGCUACGCUAUUGUCAUCUUCUACAUCUUCAGCUGGGUGAAAAGGACCAGGAAAAGCAGCUCCAAAGGCCAGUCAGAUACCAUUUAUGAAAACACAGCUUUUGAAAACACCUCCACAACCAGCAAAAGAGUUCACCCUGUCUACAUAAAACGCAUCAAGAAGUAAUCUUAAAGGGAGAGAGAAAGAUUGGUUUCUAUUCAGAGUGGCUUUAUUAUGUGUAUAAAAUAUUCAGCCUGUCCUGCUAGUGUGCACAUCCCAGUGCUGAUGGUGAGAAAUGGCGAAAGAAAGAAAGAAAGAAAGAAAGAAAGAGCUCUACAGAUGGAGCAAAACUGCCUUUGUGCACACUAGCUGCAUGCACCUGUCUACCUACCUGUGGUACUUACAUGAACUUCUCCUUCCAAAGUAUCUGAGCACAUGACAACUUUUCAUUAUUUACUUAGCACUCACAACACUCAAUUGUUUCCGCAUUUUACAGAUGGUGAACUGAGAUGCUAAGUGACAUGCCCCAGAUCACAUAGAGAGUCUGUGGGCUUGUUUACACCACGCAGCUUUUAGCGACAAGGCUGUGUCGACACAGCCUUGUCGCUAAACGUCAGCGUGUGUAAACGCUCUUUUUCAGUACUUUGUCGGCACUUUUGCCGACAAAAUACUUCCAGCCCCGCAAGCGGCAUUAGCUUUGUUAGCAGAAGAGCCCUCCGGCCGACAAAGCCGCGUUCACACUGCCACUUGCGUUGGCAAAACUUUUGGCUUGUUUAAGUACCCGUAAAAGACAAAAUUUUGUCGACAACUUCACAGUGUAGACCAGCCUUCAGGCAGAGGGAAAUUGAAUCCCAGUUUCCCAAGUCCUAGGCUAGUCCUCCAACCAUUGGACCACCCAGCACCAACCUGUGUUGGUGAACAUAUGCAUUGUCCUUCUGGGAGGGAGACCUCUCCAAUGUUUCCAUUUUUAUGCAUAUGCAUUACUUCAUUUACAUAAGUGAUACCAAGCUACAGCAUUGCAAAAUAAAGGCACUGUGCUCAGUGUCACCCCAAGUUGCCUCAUCCCCCACUAUCUUGUAGGUCAUUUACCUUCAACUCCACUGCCAUGUCCACAACAUUCUCAGGAACAAUCUGAGUCCUGGCCUCUUGAAUGGGCGGGAUCUUCUCCAUGAAGUGGGAUGACAGUUCUUCACAGCGCGUGGUGCUGGGUUCUGCCUAGGCUUGUAGAAAGUCUUUGCUUCCUUCUGUCUGUUUCAACUUUGGUUUUCCCAUCAUCAACACUCCCGUUUCUACACCUCUGUCUUUGUCUGGCAUAGGAUGUCAGAAAACCAUGGAGUUCUAUGGGUGAGAGGAAGGAAGGGACAGUCUGGGGCCAAUGCAUUGAGGACAGUGCACAAGGGUAAUAAUUCGGCAGAUCCUCGACUCCUUGUCUUGUGCAUGGAUUGCUCCUGUCCUAUUGGCAGGCUUUGGAAUUUGGUGGGGUCUUAGGUGGUCAGAUCAGACUUGUGGGUCUUUCACAGAAAGUGGGAGAGCUCUGACCCCUAUCUUCAUGAGGUGAUGGUCUAAGAAAGAGGUUGGGCUGUGAUGUCCUCCGUAUUGACAUCUAACCCAAGGACCAGGUCCAAAGUGCGACUGGCUGUGUGGAUUCGACCAAAGAGGUGAGAAUCAUAGAGAGGCAAGUGAGAGGAGUCAACAUGCAUGUUGAAAUCUUCCAGGGCAAGUCUGAAAUAUUUCACCAUCACCAUGAGCAAGGUAUCUAUAAGCUCCUUUAUGGGGAGAGGGAUAGCUCAGUGGUUUGAAUGUUAGCCUGCUAAACCCUGAGUUGUGAGGUCAAUCCUUGAGAGGGGCUAUUGUGGGAACUGGGGUAAAAAUCUGUCUGGGGAUUGGUCCAGCUUUGAGCAGGGGGUUGGACUAGAUGACCUCCUGAGGUCCCUUCCAACCCUGACAUUCUAUGAUUCUAGAACUCUUACAGACUAUCAAAGGCUAAAAUCAGCAUGACAUUUCUAAGCUUGGUUUCUCUUUACCUCUGACCUUGCUAAAUCCAAGUUAUGAGCAGGCAAUCUUAAAACUAUUGGUGGCUCCUUCUCAGACUUUAAAAUUAAUAUGGAAAAAUCUCCUGCUUUCUCUUCAGCACUCCAGCCCACACAGGAGUUAGUAGAAAAGACACCUUUAUGGACCCCCAGUUUAAAUAUCUUAGGCCUGAUUUUGCCCUGCAAUAGAGCAGCUUUGCACCUAUCUACUAGCAGAAAGCAGCCCUAAAGUUUGCUUCCCUGGACCACGGAGGAUCACCCUGUAUAAUAGCAGACUGUUGGCAUUCUGAAGUAUUUGGAGGGAAACUGGAGGCUGUCAUUCUCCUCAGGCUCUGGAGAAUCCAGGGGUGACCCAAGAAACACAAGAGCAACUGGCAAGGAGGUAAAGAGGGGUACAGGCCUCUCAUGGGUCUGUUUUUACAUUCUAGUUCACCAAAGAUUGUCAUGUGAGGUCUUGAAUAAAAGCCUGAGCCACUCUGGUCAUCAAGAUCAUUGUGACAUAUAUGUAUAUACUGUGUAUAUACACUGAAAUUAUGGCCUUAGUCUGUAGCUACUGGCCACCAGCACAGGUGCAAACAGGUUUUCUGUCAGACAAUAUAGGGAGUGUGUGUGUUAUUUAUCCAUCUGUUCACAUGUAAACUGAGUAUUGUCUCAUUCUCAAUGGGCUUCCUAUCAAGUCUGAACUGUGUGCAAAUGAAGGAUGCUGAAGGAAGGGGGACUUCAGACAUAUCUAACAGGAAGAGAAGACCAGAAAGGGGAAGGGAACCUUAUCUGGGGGGAGCACUUUGAAGGUUUGCUUGACUGUAUUUGGGGAGCAAGAAGUUGCCCGAGUACCUUUCACUGGGGAAGUAACAAGCGUGAUUAAAAAAUGCUGAAGAGAACGUUGAGUGAGAUCAAACUUCUAUAGACAGGAAGUUAACCUCUUAGUUAAGUUUAGUCUCUAGAAAGCAUGUUAUGAUUUUGCUUUACAUGUAACCACCUGUUCCCAGUAUUCUCACUCACUGUUACCUGGAUCUCUAAACUUUGAUAAUAUAUUUAUAGUGAAAACAAGAAUAAGUUUGUCUAAGUGCUGUGCAAAGUGCUGGCGCUGAGCUGAAUCUUACAAGUGGGUGGGUACUGUCCCUUUGGGAAUAACAGGCCUAGUAGCUCGGGAGUGUUCAGUGGUUCAGGGGCUGGAAGCUGCAGGGAAUGAUCUGAGGAGUUGGGGGUUGGUGUGUGCCUAGCGCUACCUGUACAGACAGAGCCAGGCCUCCGGAGACCUGGAAGGCAGGGCUUGUGUUGGCAGGGGCUAGUGGAUUCAGGGAGCUGAUCCACAGCAGGCAGACAAGACUGUCUCCUGUGAAGGUACCAUUGCCAACCGUCCAAAUUGUCCUGAAGUUUUCAGGAAUUACAGAUUAAUCUUUAAUUAAAGAUUAUGUCCUGUGAUGAAACCUCCAGGAAUAUGUCCAACCAAAAUUGGCAACCCUAUGUGAAGGGCAGGUGGUUGUGAGGGGCCUGAUAACGGGUCAGUCGUACAAGCACACACUGCGAGACUACACUAUAGAGACUGAGAAGAUCAGAGAGGAACCUGCCUGCAUGUGCUGGGAGGUCAGACUAGAUCAGUGGUUCUCAACCUAUUUACAGUUGUGGGCCACAUCCAAUACUACCUAUAUGACCCUGAGGAUGUCACAGGGGCUGCAGCUGUGUGCUGAUUGGGCUGCGAGCAGCCCAUGGGUUCAGAACCACUGGACUACAUGAUCACAAUGGUCCCUUCUGGUCUUGGAAUCUAUGAAACCACAUAUUGAAACGCAUGACAACAACAAAGUGGGGCAGUCCAUAUAAAGAACACCAGUAGGUUUACUGGCUAACUGCUUGGGUUAAGAAGUUACUCAAAAGUCUUCUGAAAUCUGUUUGCAAAUGUUUGUGUAUGUAUUAAAU
Molecule: messenger RNA, 4787 nt
Organism: Mauremys mutica (yellowpond turtle)
Lineage: Eukaryota; Metazoa; Chordata; Testudines; Geoemydidae
Product: V-set and immunoglobulin domain-containing protein 1-like
Exons: 6
Coding region: 127-1026 (299 amino acids)
Source: RefSeq, a predicted model, not a curated record